AUGAUCAGCGCCAUCUUCUUCAUGAACGCAAAGGGAGAUCUGCUGAUCUCCCGAAUCUACCGAGACGAUGUGAUGAAAGGCGUCGCGACUGCUUUUCGUUCGUAUGUUCUCAACGAGAAAAAUGUCCUUCCCGUCAAAAUCGUAGGCCCGACGGUCUUCUAUCACAUUCGCGUGAACUCCCUCUACAUCGUCGCAUUAGCCCGUAGCAACAACAACGCGGCCGUCGUCUUUGAAGUCCUUCACAAAAUUGUUGAAGUUUUCGAGGCCUAUUUUUCGAAGAUCGAUGAAGAGACUAUUAAGAGUCAGUACGUCUUAAUCUACGAGCUUUUAGAUGAAAUCUUAGACUUUGGGUAUCCACAGUUCUGUACAAAAGAUGAGUUGCAGUCGUUGAUCACAUUUGGGAAGGCAAAAGCUGUCCAACGAGGGAACAUUGCCAUUCAAGCGACUGGGCAGAUCCCAUGGAGAAGUCUUGAUAUUACUUAUAAAAAGAAUCAAUUGUUUUUGGACGUCAUAGAAAGCGUCAACUUGACGGUCUCCGCAAAGGGAACUAUUUUGGCUAACGACGUCAACGGUGUCAUUAAAAUGAAAACACAACUUUCAGGGAUGCCAGACUGCUCACUUGGGAUGAAUGACAAAGCACUGUUACUUGGAGAUACAACACAGAAAAAAGCUAUUCAAUUAGCUGAUGUCACCUUCCAUCAAUGCGUCAGACUCACUCGGUUUGAUCAAGAUCGUAGCAUCAACUUCAUCCCACCAGACGGAGAGUUUGAAUUGAUGAAAUAUAGAACUACAGAUAACAUAUCACAACAAUUCAGACUCCUCCAUAAUAUUAAGGAAAGCUCAAAGACUCAUCUGUCACUCGAUAUCAACGUCAGAGCUCUCUUCUCGGAAUUGCAAUAUGGAGAGAACGUCAGAGUCAAAAUUCCAGUGCCCAAAAACGCUGCGUUGUGUAAGACUAGAUGCACGGCUGGAAGUGCUAAAUACCAUCCAGAGCAUGCAGCUAUCUUGUGGAGAAUCUCUCGAUUCAACGGAAUGACACAACAGACUAUUACUGUCGAUGUCGACUUGGUACAAACAACUCAACAACAGAGAUGGGAUAAACCUCCAAUCUUGAUGGACUUUGUCAUCCCCGCAUUGACGGCCACUGGACUGCAAAUUAGAUAUUUGAAGAUUGCGAGUGACUAUAAGACUAUUAAGUGGGUGAGAUACAUCACAAAGGCGGGGACUAUUCAAUAUCGUCUCUAA
Molecule: messenger RNA, 1245 nt
Organism: Entamoeba invadens IP1
Lineage: Eukaryota; Evosea; Mastigamoebida; Endamoebidae
Product: AP-2 complex subunit mu-1, putative
Exons: 1
Coding region: 1-1245 (414 amino acids)
Biological process (GO): intracellular protein transport; clathrin-dependent endocytosis
Cellular component (GO): cytoplasmic vesicle; AP-2 adaptor complex
Molecular function (GO): clathrin-cargo adaptor activity
Source: RefSeq, a predicted model, not a curated record